Xiphophorus couchianus (Monterrey platyfish) is the source of this 7964-nucleotide messenger RNA. It is a transcript of the gene topaz1, whose product is annotated as testis and ovary specific TOPAZ 1. The transcript is spliced from 22 exons. Bases 2795 to 7534 code for a protein of 1579 amino acids. NCBI's taxonomy places the organism in Eukaryota, Metazoa, Chordata, Actinopteri, Cyprinodontiformes, Poeciliidae. Gene Ontology annotation, biological process: spermatocyte division. The record is from RefSeq and is a predicted model, not a curated record.
ACGAUGCACUACUCUCUCUGUCUUGGAAUUUUACAUUUUGAUGAAGGAGGAAGCAGAGCGACCAAUCAGAGUGGCGGGAGGAGGGAGAGACCAUCCAACGGGAGACGGCGGGGCGGUUUGGAGUCGGCUCCACAGGCUGCGACCGGGCUUCCUACCCCCCGGGGUCCCCUCGGCUAGGCGGGGCCAGUGGUACGAUCCGGCAGGCUGCAUAAGAACCCCUCCUACCCGCCUCCCCCCCACACCCGCCCCUCUGCUGUCAGUGCUAGGGUGUAGCUACUGAUCCCAUACUACGGCGCAGAGAGCGAGAAUGAAAGGGGGAGGUGGGACAUCAGGUGUCACAGCUCCACAGCCCCAGAUGAGGCUGCAUCACCACGACAACCAGGGGUGCCGUCAGCUCUCUGUGCCCCACCAGCCAAGCACCUGACCAUCCGCCCAGCCAGCUAUCCCACAAUCUACCAAUCCAUCCCUCCAUCCACCCCGGCGAAGCGAGGCCAGCGCCGGUCGGAACUGGCAACCUGCAGGAGUCAUCAGGCUGCCACAGAUGAAGCGAAGAUAGCAGCGAGAUGAAGAGGCAGAGCUGACUCUAUACCCCCAGGGGGGGUGGGGGGCGGGUGCAGCGAGGUGGAACCACUUGCCUGCCUCCCAGUGGAGAGACACUUCCACCAUCAGAGCGCCAUCUGCAGACUCGGUGGGGCGGGACAGCUGGUGUUGUGAAUCAGGCCGCCGUAGUCCAGGGACCGGCUACUUCCCAACACCAGGGUCUAACCCUCGCCCCUCUCACCCCAUUAAUCUCUCACUUUCUCCGUUUAUACAUCAUCCAAAGUCACUGCUGCUUUCUUUCCCACAUCUACUUGUAAAUCAAGUAGAUUUCUUCUUAUUUUAACGUUUAUUUUAUUUAUACUCAUCUUAGAAUUGUAAACCCUCAAUCGGUGUAGCAAAGUAAAUAUGUCUAAAGUAAAUUAAUACAUAUGUAUUUCAAAAUUUGUGUGUGUCUUAAGUACUUAUAACUGAUAAAAACAUUUUUUUAAAUCACACCAAAUUGAAAUUAUUGAAUGUUUUCUGUCCUGGGUCGGUUCAGUCCGUUACAACUUUACUUUGUGCUUUUUGUACAAACCAUUUCUCGGCUUUUAUUUGUAGUGACGUAUUUUGAGGAAUUGUGCAAUAAAUGAUCAUAAAAUGCCCUGAUCUCAUGUCUUACCGACUAUAAGUGGAUGUUAUUUGCCGCAAACUUUGUAAAACAACCUAUUUUUCUUAAUUCUGAUCCCAUUUGGGCCAAUUGACUAUUUUUGAAAAAUGACAGGUACCUCUUAUGACAUGACACCACAAUAACUCAGGGUUUUCCUUUCUCAUAUAAUCACAUUUCCUUCCAGUAGACUAUUAAUGACAUUAAAUUAGUUUAAAACAUCAGUUGUCAAAGGCGGACACAAAUGGACCCAUGGUUGGUAUUAAAUGCCCGUGAAUGCUUCUUUUUGUACCCCAGAAAGUCAAACUAAAAUUGUGGCUGAAUGAAAUACCAAACCUCCAUGUUGUUGUUUCCGUGUCUUUAGCCACCAUUAUUUGUUGGUGGCUAAAGACACCAACAAAUGAUGUUGCUGCUUGAAUUUGAAAUUGGAUUUUUGUGCCAUUUAAUUUAUAAAUGAUUGUUUGGUAUGUUAUAUAAACUCAAUCUGUGUGUCAACAGUAAUUAUUUAAUGGAUACAUAAAUAUUCACAUAUACUGUAGCUUUAACAUAUGUGUAAAUAUUCUAAUUAUUUUCACGUUUAAACGUGUAUGAAAUUCUUGGAAUGUCUAAGGGUUUUUAUUCAGUGCAGUUUUUUUCCCCCCAAAUAUUACCUUAAUAACCGUUUCAGUAUUUAACCAAUUAUGUAUUGACUGGAGGGCUUUGUUUGAUAAAAGCUCCCAUAAGACCAUUAAUAAUUUCAAACUUUUUAAAAUGCCCCAAUAAAUAUAUUCUAAAGAGAAAAUAUGCAAUAAAGAGGCUUAAGAUUGUAGGAGCCUAGUCCAGGGAUAAUUUCAGUCUGGACAGGCAGGUAGGUGAGAAAAUGGCGAAGCUUUGCUUUGUCAUACUUCCCAUGAGUCUUGUUACGCAUGCGCAGUGUGGUUGAGCGCUACAUUUGAGCUCACCUUGAAUAUUAAUUCAGACUGUGCGAAGUACGGACUUCCAUGACAAGCGACAAUAUUGGAGUAGGUCCAAAACAAGCGUUUAUUAUAAACUACUUUUUAUUGAACACGUUUUAAAUACGUGUAUUUAGUCACGGUUUUAUUGGUUAGCAUGUUUCCGUCUUCUAACAGGGUGAAACUGAACCGACUCGCCCUAAAAGACGUCGUUGGUCUCAAACUAGCUCCGCGGAGGCGAAAAACCCCGAAGGCAGCCAUUGGCAUUUCACCUGACUUCUCCAAGCAACGUCAAAAUGUACUUUCAAAGCCUUCGUCAGUGGAAGAGACCGCUUCUGUCUCUGGGGACCGAGGCGAAUCGAGCCAAACUGUCCCAGAACCAAAGAGCUUGGAGAAACAAAACGAUACUCUCAAGCGUAACCUUAAAGGAGAACUGAAGGGGAAAUACGCCGCUACACAGAGAGCCAAGAGGAGAAGUGACCUUCAGUCGUGCACAGGGGACAACAUGGAGCGUAAACGGAGCGGGCCAAACACUAAAGGCAAGUAUGAAGAUUGAAAACCCAACAGUAGAAACAAGAGACGAGGGUCUGCAGGGUUAGGUUGAUGUGGUGCGUUUGCGCCGACUCGGACAGCCGAGUGUAGCUGUGCUGAAGUCGACCACGAUCUGAAAACAACCAAAAUGCCCUCUCCUCUAAAACUGGCUGCUUGUAAGGCAACGGGAGGACAGGAUUUGGGUAAUUUUAUCAUUCACGAAGGGCACAGUUUCACCGCAGAGGGGGCUAUAGACAUGUUUGGCAGCGUUGAAGGCAGGGAUGGACAGGGGUCAGGGAAGGCCGAGGCCGCGGAAGGCAAUCCGGGCUCCGCUGCUUCUGUCGGGGAACAAAUGUCUGCAGGAACACCGUCACAACCGAGCAGCCCAGCAAAAUUUGUUCGGGAUAGACAUCUGAACCUAUCUGAACUUGCUGGUUCAGAAGGGCACUUAAGAAGAUCUGUUGGAGCCUCCCUCUGUAUUGUGUGCAGGGAAUGUAAAUACAUUUCCCCCCGGCAGAGGACCUUGAGUAAGCAAAAGCCAAAUAACUCUACCCCGGACUCCGGGCCGUCUUCCACUAUGGUUAAGGUCUACGGCGGGAAAAGAGCCAUUGAGACGGUGGAGAAGAUCGUCGUGUGGAUUAAUAAGUACCCCAAAGUAACACUUUGCGACAUUGCAGCAACAUACGACAUAUGCAGUCACAAUUGCGGUUACAUUUUACCAGGUGAUCUCAAGAACAAGAAGAUGCGUUGCUUCAAGCGGGACAUGAGGGCUGGAUUUAGAAUUUGGCCCACUUGUAUAGGGCAUAACAGUGAGCAAGGUGGUGAGGCUAAAAAUAGCACCAGCAGUGUGCAGAGUGGAAACAGCAUCUGUCAGGCUGAAAGUCUGACAGAACAACACAAACACCCAGAAGAAGGCACAGCAUCGGAGGUCUCAGAGACGCCUUCAAAACAUUUCUACAAUGGCUGGACAGAUGUAGACACCACUACUCCUGCUUCUCUCUUAAAAAGCAAACACACAGAAGAAGGCGAGAUCAGGACUUGUGUGUUGGACCAAUAUCAUCUGGACGAUGCUGGACUUGGAUCUGACCCGAUUGCUUUGGAGAUUCACAGAGACAAAAGAAUGAAGCUUGGGGACGGAGUUGAGUGCAGCAGAGUUUGUCGCACUGCCUUGAAAGGACCUGAUCAGACUAUUUUCAGUCCCACUGAAAAUUAUGUAUUUCAAAUAUCACCAGUGCUGUUCAGUGAGAAUGAUGAGGUGAACGUGGACGAACCAGAGUUUUUCACUUGCCAGAGAGUAAGGCCGUAUUUUAGGGAGCUACCUAUUUCGUGUGCGCGAACUUACUUGUCCUGGCCUUUUCCAAAUAGUCAGCCGAAAUGUAAUGUUGGUGCUUCUGCCACAGCCUGUUCAGAGCCGGGUUCAUCACAAAGGAGCCCCAUUGACUCUGUGACAAAGAAUUCAAACUUGCCUAGUUCAUCCACAGGAGAAGACCACAACAUGACAAAUCUGAGGACAGCGCAACAAUCUGUGCAGUCUGGAAAAUCUGUAGCCCGUCUUCAUUGUCGUUCCGUUCCAUCUUCAGGCCCAGGUCGGCUUAGUAUGGAGCCGGAUGUUGGAGAUGGAUCAACUUUUCUGUUGAACCGCCUUGAAAUGAACGGCUCCACCUUGACUACUACCACCCACUCAGUGCUCAGUCUGUGUGACUGGGAAGGAUCCUCUGCUUUGUCUAAUUCAUCAGAUCCAUCAUCAAGCGGCCUUUCUUCCACAAAGUUUUCUCCGCUCCCUUCAACGUUCCUAUCAAGGAAAAUCCAAAACACUGCGGGGAAAACGGUUGAGGAACCCCAACUUUCCGCAUGUGGUCCUGUAUCCUUUGCACUUCCAAGCAACUCUUACCAGAGCCUUGUAUCCUCCAUCGGCUUCAGUUGUGACCAGAACAACAACGAUGAAUGUCUCCCAAUGAAGAGCCCACCCAGACUGGAACCAUAUGACGCAAGUCUGUUCAACCCAAAACAUUUGUGCAACUUCCCCAGACAAAACUAUGUGGACUUUGACUCUGAUGCGUUUCUGCUUCCACCAGAGCUCUCCCCCAUCACCUCUCCAUAUAGGCGCAUUUUAGGGUGUACCUCAUUCGAAAGCCUGGAAAUAUUGGAAGAUGAGGAGGUUAUGAACAAAGAUGAGACACCAACAGAUUUUUACCUGCUGCAAGUGGCUAAUGGCAACACUGAGACCUCCAGUACUUCUUCUGAACACUCCAGCAAAGAAAUGGAAGGCGCUACAAGUCCCAGUACUCCGACUGACAUCAACGCUUUCAAAUUGUUGUCUUCUCCCAGCAACACUGAAGUGGAUGGUGAUGAGGGUAUAAAGAAAACUUUAGAUGACUCAGAGAAAAAAGUUGAGGACGUUAAAAGAAGUUUCAAGCAAGUUUCCUUUGGUCCUAAAGUACAGGCAACCGUUGGCUCGAAUGUCCCGACCGAAAGCAGCCCGUCUCCCAGCAGCCAUAGUGAGGAACACACAGAAGAAGACGAAGAAGAGCAGUGCUCUUCUACAGAAGAGGAGUCGAGCUCUUACAACACGGAAGACGACCAAAGAGAAGCGGAGGGCACCAAAAAACGGGAGUCUGACGUUUUGGACGAGUUCACAGCUUACGAACAGGAUAUCUUGCUCGUCAACCUUGGGCAGGAGGAUCCGGAACUGUUUGAAAAUCUGCCACAGAAGAGCCUGCUAAACCUGGGCCCCGUCAGGGACACCGCGGCUCCUAAAAAGAAACCAAUCCCGGGAAUAAAGUUUUCAUCCAAGACAACCAAGUCAUCAUCAGCGUUUGAUCAAAAAGUGACACCAGUUACAGUCGAUCUUCAUGACAACUGUACUGAUAUUGCAGAGGAGAUGGAAAGCAGACCAUGGAGACCUCGGUGUAGCAACAUAACUACCAAAAAUCAAAAUCCAUACCAUCAAAGCGAACAUCUGGGACGAUCUGAUAGAAACAACAUUAAAAUGGAUGGAUCCCUGGAAAGUAAUUUUGGUCGUCUCAUCCAUCCACAUGUGACCUCAAGAUUAGGACGGUGUAUGAAAAACCCGGCUAACCUGACAGAUUUUAGGCGUCAGAAAUCAAAUGAAUACUGCAGACAGUACUUCAGUGAAUCGCUGUCCUGUGGCUUCAAAAUGUGUCGCUUCCAGCAUCUACCGGCGGAGGGGGACGAGAAGUUCUGUGUUGAUACAGUGACGAAGUUCGCCAAAAAUCCAGUGUGCCUCCAGAAAGCUGGCGCUGUGUUUACCGGGUACUACCAGAACAGUCCACCGGGGGCAUAUUUCUCCAUGCCGGUCCUCCUCACCCUGCUCUGGGCUCUGCUGAAAGCCGGCAUGAUGUCCAACGUCUUCUCAGUCCUCCGCGUCAGCUUGGCCCACAACAUAGUGCCGGGCCACGAGUUCCUGCUGGCUCUCUUUAACUACGUGAGGGACAAGGAUCUCAUGAACUUCGUGCCUGAACUGAUGCAGCUCACAUUCAAGAUGGCCAGCGUCGGUUUGGAGCUGAGCUUGGACUGCAUAGACAACGUAAAACACAGCCCCAUGUUUCAGCAGGUGGCUCAUCACAACUCGCACGUCGCUCUGGGUGGAAACCACAACUCGCCUGCCUGCAUGCAGAGUCCUGAGUAUCUCAAUUUAGUGCACGGGAUUGUUGAAAUAGAGCUUUGUGCCAAGCAGGAAGACUGGAAACGGAUGGGAGAGGUGUACAGGUCCAUCUGCCAGUUCAGCCAACACCCAAACCAGGUGGAGCGAAUCAGCGGCCGCAUUGCUAUAGCGCUUCUGUCUGAGAGCAAAGACAAGGUCUCACUGCCAUACGCUGCUUUCGCUGAGACAGUGCGCCAAAACGAAAGUGAGGAGAAUCUGGUGAAGACUUUUGUGGGCAGAAUCGGAGUGUCUUUGAUGUUGAGAUACCACAAAAAUCACCACUGGAUUAAGGGCCGCAUAGUGGUGGAGGUGAUGUCCGCCUUAAAAGUCGACUACACAACACUGAAGAGCUUAUUUGGGAACGAGGACGGAGCGUCGCGCUGCUGCCUGAUCACUGUGGCAACGGAGCUCUUCUUCCUGAGUGGGAGUGUGGAGGGAGCGCUAAACACACUCCGAGAACACAACUGGUUCCUGAGUUCGGGUUUGUGGCCGUGCGAGCCCACUGAUCUGGAGGGCAGGACUAAUCUGCUGAGGCGUCUGUCUGGGAAAACCUCUCACCGGGACACCUUGGAGGUCCUCUGUAAUCUGCCAGGAGUUAAGGAACCCAGCGACCUUAUAGACAUCUCCAGGUACAGUCCUAUGUUUACGUCUCACCUUCAAGUGUGUGUGGAGAGACAGAUUCUACCUGUAGCGUCAGACCUGCUGGACUUCAUGCUGAGUAAACAGCUGGCUGUCGAUCACUCACUGCUGCAGAUGCUACUCGAGAAACUGGGCAGACAAAACCUGUGGCUGCGGGCGCGGGAAGUCUUCAAACAUUCUCUGAGUGCGGGUUAUUACCCUGACGUAUCGGCUGCCCCUGGUUUGAUGGCGCUGGUCGUACCCUGUCAGCUCGGCGAGGUGGAGCUCGCUCUCGCCUUGGAGAUGUUUGUUGCCUUCAAUGCGUCAGCCAUUCUUCCUCUUUCAGACACCGCCUCUUCUUCCCUCAGCAUCACUCUAAAAAGGACUCAAACCUGCGAGGGGGAGUACAUCUCGGCAGGUAACCGGCUUCUCUCCGCAGCUUGCCUGCCCCAGCCCAAACUCACUGUCCGCUACACAGCGGUCAACUCCUCCCAGGAGCAGCUGUUCAGGCUGGACGUUCCCUCCGCGCGCCGCUGGCUCCGCCACAAUCACUUGUGGGCCAGCGAGAUGUGGACGCAGCGACCCAAAAGUGUCAACCCCAACUGACCUCGGUAACUAUUUUCACGUCUUCUUGCGUUCCAGCGUCCGUGAACGCUCCGAGAAACAUCAAUGAAAUCAGGUAGAACGGCGUGUUUCUGUUCUAGUUCUACAUUUCUUUUCUUCCUUACACACAUGGCGACCCAGUCGCAGGAAAUCACAACCAAAGACUGAUGCCAGAUGAUCAUACUUUUUAUGUUCAUGUUUAUUUAAAGCUCUUUAUUUUCCUGAGGUAGUUUUGUUGGCUUUCACUCAGAGUUUUAAGGGAGCAACUUAGAAUUUUAUUUCUUGCGGGGAACAAUCACAUGUAAUUUUUUGGGGGGUGGAGUGGGUGUUAGUGUUAUCUGUAUAUAAAAUAAUUAAAUAUGUAUUUAUAUGACCACAUUAUGUUGCCGUAUUGUUUGUUACAAUCAAAACUGUUGCUUGUUCAGGACCUGUA